Messenger RNA from Papaver somniferum (opium poppy), 3353 nucleotides. Its product is annotated as formin-binding protein 4-like. The coding region runs from base 901 to 3093 and encodes 730 amino acids. Gene Ontology annotation, molecular function: protein binding. The transcript has 12 exons. Lineage: Eukaryota; Viridiplantae; Streptophyta; Magnoliopsida; Ranunculales; Papaveraceae. The record is from RefSeq and is a predicted model, not a curated record.
CUCGCGGCCUUAAACGCAACUGGUCGAAGAGUAAAGCUAGAUCUCUUUGCGGAACCCUCUGGAGAUUUGGGAGCCUCCUCUGGAAAUGACGAAGUUGAUGGUGGUGUUGACAAGAGUGCUGGAGAUACAAAUCUACCAUCUUCUUCAGGUGGGUUCCGUCAUUUUUUGCAUGAAAGGACUAUGUAGAGACGACAUGCCUGAACAACAUUAUUUUGGUGGAAAUAUUGUGCAAGAAAAUGUUUUGUUCCCCGAGAAUUUGGUUUUUCAGAUUGUAGGAUGGCUGAGGUCUUGGGAACAUUCAAUGCUCAGAUCAAGUUGGGCUGGACCACAGUCAAAUAUAUUGAAUGACUCCCAACCUGUUAAGCCGUUUCUACAGCAUCUAAGCGUUCUGGAGGUGGUCAAGUUCGAAGUGAUGCUAAGAUUUCUAUAUGUAGAAUGCAAUUAUAGAUUCACUCAGCCACUAAUUUUGUUAUUAAAAUUGAUUAUGGCGACGUAUAUAUUGCCUGUUAUUAUCACAUCUGUUUGUGCAAACAUCAAGACAAUCCUUUGCUGUUACUUGGGCAAUAUAGUGACGAUGAAUUAAAUGAUGAGGAGCAUAAGACGCUCAAGCAUGACGUUUCAGAGAGUUCUUCUAUCGAACAAAAGUGCCAGGAGCCUGUAAGUACAGGGUGCGAGGAUGCGGAAGAACAUGCAGAUGAGUCUGAUGCUCUUCAGACCACCCUGGAGGAGUUGGAGAAGGAAUUUCUUUCUUCAGAAGCUCCCAAGGACUUGGAUGGAGAUGAAGUUAGAGAAAGUAGCGCUUCUUUGUCGGAUGAAGCAGAGCCUACCACACAAAUCCCUGAUACCGGAAGCUCCUUAACACAAAUAAGUGGUGAUGGAAGCUCUAGUUGGAAAUUGGUGAUGCAUGAAGAGAGUGGUCAAUAUUAUUACUGGAACACACUAACAGGGGAAACUUCAUGGGAACUACCCGGCGAUUUUGUUCAGAAAGCUGAGACAGCUAAAGGGCAGAAAGUUCCUUCUGGUACUGAAGACGGGAGUGCUGCUAUAGCCAAUGUGUGUACAAGCAUUCCUGUCGUUGUUGAUUCUACAGCAAAUAUGACACGUGCUGCUGAGAAGUACGACAAUGGGCACCAACUGAGCUGUGGAGGACAUGAAAAUGAAGAUCAGGAAGCUCAAAAUUUGGAACUAGAAGUUAGGCACAUGGAACCAAGAGAUUCUGGGGUUCCAACUACCUCGGGUCAUGAUGAGAAGGAUGACCACAAGAGGAUAGCCAAUGAACAUGAAGCAGCUCUUUCAACUCGCCUUGUUGAGUAUGGCAAAAGUUUGCUGGAGAGACUGAAAGCUGUAGAAAGGUCAAACGACUACCACUAUCAAGGGCAAGAUCGGAUACUGAAGUAUAUGCUGGAAAUUGAGAUUAGACUUUCUGAUUUCAAGUCAUUAAUGGAUUGUGAAUCUUCUCUGCUACCAUUUUGGGUACAUUCUGAGGGGAAACUUCAAGCGCUUGAACAAGCCAUUGGAUAUGAAAUUUCUCAACUCACUAAAUCUGAGCAGAUGAGUGAAGUUGAGAGUGGACAUAUUGCGUUAGCAGAGAUGAACAGUACAUUACUACAUAGCGAGAAAGACGAAACUGAAGAGGCUGCUGGAUAUCCUACUCAACAUGUCGGCGGAAGUGAAGUGAACAUGGAGAAAAUCAAAGAGACUGCACAUCCAACUGAGUUUGUUCUUGAACUCAAGCCGGACACUGACGAAGAAAUGGACAUGGAUGUGGAUAUGGAAGUUGAUGAUGAAAUUACUGCAACUCAUACAACUUCUGGUGAUCUGUCAAAUGGCGAUCAUAUUGUUCAUCCAGCUUCUCCUCUGGUGGAGUGCCCACAUUCCGAGCACGAAGAAGGAUUUAAUGUCCCUCCUCCAGAUGAAGAUUGGAUACCUGCACCUCCACCUGAUAAUGAACCUAUCCCUCCACCUCCACCUGAUAAUGAACCUAUUCCUCCACCCCCACCAGAUGAACCUACCCUUUCUUAUACACCUCACCCACCAUAUCCUGAGAGUGUACCACCUUUCUCUUUCACAGAGCAUUACAAUUUCUCUUAUCCUGUUUCCGGCUAUGGGUAUUAUGGACCAUCUGUUCCUCCAAUUUCAAGCACUAACUAUUAUACGCAUACUGAAGGUAACCAGAUCGAUGUGUCGCAACCAUCUCAAUGUUAUGAAUCUGUGUCAAAUCAGUUUUCUGAAUGUGCUUCAAUAAUGGUUAAUCCUGUCGAGCCUAUUGUUUAUUAUGAUCCAAGUGGAACGGUACCCUCUAUCACUAGCACUAUCCAGCCUUCAAAUGUGUAUGCCGGAUCAGGUGCUUCAAAUUACGCGCAUACAGCUGCUUCAAAUUACGCGCAUACAGCUGCUUCUGAUCAAUCUCAUCAGGGCAGUGGAAAGUCUGAGUACAGCUCAUUACCAGUAAUAAAUGCUGAGCUUGAUGUUUCGUCCUUCAGAAAGUCUGAUAUCGCGGCAUUACAGAUUCCACCUUGUUCUGCAACAGUCCAAGCGGCAGCCACUGUUGCGCUGAAAGAUGAUGAACCGGCAACUGUUACAGCACCGGCUGCCUUACCAACAGCUGCGUCUAAAGCUCAAACUAAAGUUGCGCGUAGCAAGAAAAAAACAGUCGCAGUUGCAACUACAUUGCGGUCUAAUAAGAAGGUCUCCAGUCUAGUAGACAAGUGGAAGGCUGCAAAAGAGGAGUUACACGAGGAUGAUGAAGAUGAGCCCGAAAAUGCUUAUGAGAUGUUGGAGAAGAAGAAACAAAGAGAAAUAGAGGAAUGGCGUGCACGUCAAAUUGCCAGUGGAGAAGCUAAAGAUAAUGCUAAUUUUCAGCCUCUGGGUGGUGAUUGGCGUGAACGGGUGAAGCGCAAGAGAGCGCUAUCAAAGAAGGAAGCUGUGGAAACUGCAGCAGCGCCUACGAAUGGGAAACAGCAGCCUGGUUUAGUGGAACUUUCAAGGGAUCUCCCGUCUGGAUGGCAGGCAUAUUGGGAUGUAUCCUCAAAAGAGGUUUAUUAUGGAAACACUAAGACGUCGGAGACUACCUGGAUCAGACCUACCGCCUAAGGCAUGCCAAUUAGCUUCCACAAUUUUGGAAGCUGUCAAGAAUUUCUGAUUUCCAGGUGUAAAAGACCCAUUUUUCUUUUUGAUACGCCGCCUAAAAUUAGUUGAAUCAAUACCUGUAUCUUGUUACAGUACAUUAGUAAAUUGUAUGAAUAUGCGUGGGUGUUAAUGUAAGUCCAAGAUCUUUGUAUUUCUUGGAGUCUUGCUCCACCUUGAUGUAUACUAGGUUUUUUUACUAAUUUUUAAAGUAACUAAAAGAAAGG